This is a messenger RNA of Lachancea nothofagi CBS 11611, 405 nucleotides long. The record is from the annotation of a GenBank genome assembly. NCBI's taxonomy places the organism in Eukaryota, Fungi, Ascomycota, Saccharomycetes, Saccharomycetales, Saccharomycetaceae.
AUGUCUGGCAAAGCUCACGGCGGAAAGGGUAAAUCUGGCGCUAAGACAGGCUCGAACUUGAGAUCAACGACGCACUCAGCUCGUGCGGGUUUGCAGUUUCCCGUGGGAAGAAUCAAGAGAUAUCUCAAGCGCAACGCCGCAGGCAGAACCCGAGUCGGUUCGAAAUCGGCGAUCUACAUGACCGCAGUGCUAGAGUAUCUCACGGCAGAAGUGCUGGAGCUGGCUGGAAACGCAGCCAAGGACCUGAAAGUCAAGAGAAUCACGCCUCGCCACCUGCAGCUCGCCAUCCGCGGUGAUGACGAGCUGGACACGCUGGUGAGGGCCACGAUCGCCUCCGGUGGUGUUCUACCACACAUCAACAAGGCGCUGCUGUUGAAGGUUGAGCGCAAGGGCGCCAAGAACUGA